Pediculus humanus corporis (human body louse) is the source of this 699-nucleotide messenger RNA. RefSeq lists its product as uncharacterized. NCBI's taxonomy places the organism in Eukaryota, Metazoa, Arthropoda, Insecta, Psocodea, Pediculidae. Bases 1 to 699 code for a protein of 232 amino acids. The transcript has 3 exons. The record is from RefSeq and is a predicted model, not a curated record.
AUGAUAUUCGAAAAAGGUUUAAAAUGCGUACAAAAACCACAAAACGGAACAUUGUUAAAUGACGACAAUGGCGACGACGACGAAAAGGAUUUCAAUUGGUUUCCAACGGAUUUAAUCGUCGAUAUGAAAACAUAUAAAAUAAAUAAAAAAAAAAAAAAAUACAAUGAAAAUAUAAUAAAAAAUUCAAUUAUAAAUUACGGUAAAAAACCGGAUUGCGAUUUAAAUGACGCGGAUUCAACGGUAACAAAUUCGGAAAAGCAAAUUUUUAAUUUUUUACUCUAUGACGACUCACGAAUGGAUGUUUACGUGUCGACAAAUAAAUCACUUCAUCAUUACUCGCACGCUUAUUAUUUUCCAAUCGUUGAAGAAAACGACGUGGAAGCAGAUAAUGAAAAGGAAAAUUUUACGAUACUCGCCGAUAGAGAUUCAGUUAAAUUACGAAAAUUUCCGAUUGAAGAUGUUUGCGUCGAUGGCAUAUUAAAUUCGAAUCGUCACAGGUUGUUGAUAUGUCCUUGCAAAUCGUCAACCUGUAUAAGAAAAUGUUGUAAAGAUGAUGAAUUUUAUAACGUCACGAUACAAUCGUGCGAACCUAAAUCCGAUUCAAUUGAAAAAUGGCGUCCGAAAAAUGCAGAGAAAGCCUGUUGGAUUAAAUCCAAACAAACGAUUUUUUUUUUUUUUUUUGAUAAUUUUAUUUGGUGA